AUGGAUUCUAGACUAGCGUGUGUGCUGUGUUUGGUCUGCUACAUACAGGUCUCCUUUGCCCAGCGAUUUUUGAUACGGAAUCCGGAGGCCCGUUUUGAUCCCCGUUGGAGCCGUCCAGCCAUCUCUUCAAGUCAGGGCGAGUGGGGUGACCCGUUCCCAGGCUUACGUAGCGGUCCGAGCAGGGAAGACAGACAAAUUAUGCGGGUCCAUGAUAUUGGAUUACUUGGGGACAGACUGACGAGUAGAAACCGACACUCCGGAAUGGGAAGUAGGACACGGAGUCGUGGAUCACAUAUUGCAAUAGAGAUUGACUCAAGGGGACGUACAAGCUCGCGCGGUAGAACUAGAUUUAUUGAUUCCGGAUUUCUCGGAGACUCCCGCAGAUUCAGAAGUUCCCAUGGUUCCUCGUCUACAAGAUCGUCCUUUGACUCUUUCAACUCCAGAAACUCUCCGGACAUCAUAAUGAUCAGUUCUCGUCUGCCUUCUUCAGACAGACGUAUAACAGACAACGGAGGACAGUUUGCCGAUGUUGGGAUUCAAAGUUCAUCACAGCCCGUCAUCAUUCGAUCACGUGACCAGGUGCUGUCUCGAUCUGAUUUUAUACGCAGUUCCCGACCUCCGCAUGAUACUCGUGUAAAAGUUGAACCUGUUGUUUCUUCUUCACAAAGCACAGUCCCAAGUGGAUCUUGGCAGGAAAUGAAUGUUCCGCAACUACAGACGGGUGUCGAUUCAUUUAAUAACAACCAGCCGCAAACCACUACCAUUAUAAACAAUACAAACGCGCCUACAAACACUGGUACACGAUCACCGGAUAUACUUAUCCAAACAUCUGCGCAUGUCAGUCCAGGCGGAAGUAAUUCCUUGGUUAGUCAGAGUACUACAAGUACGAAUGUCACAAACAAGGGAACACUCUCAAAUACUCAUACAGUAAGUGCGCAUGCGCCAGCAAGUUCUUCCCUCCAAAAUGUUCUGAUGUCUCUCGUAGGCUCAAUCGACCUGAACCAUCAUCGACUACCCCGACCAACAGAGGAACCACUGGAACUCGAGGAGAUACUAAUGCGUAAACUUAUGGCGAGGGUGUGA
Messenger RNA from Ylistrum balloti, 1083 nucleotides. RefSeq lists its product as uncharacterized. Bases 1 to 1083 code for a protein of 360 amino acids. NCBI's taxonomy places the organism in Eukaryota, Metazoa, Mollusca, Bivalvia, Pectinida, Pectinidae. The record is from RefSeq and is a predicted model, not a curated record. The transcript is spliced from 3 exons.